This is a messenger RNA of Exserohilum turcica Et28A, 1188 nucleotides long. RefSeq lists its product as uncharacterized. The coding region runs from base 1 to 1188 and encodes 395 amino acids. The record is from RefSeq and is a predicted model, not a curated record. Lineage: Eukaryota; Fungi; Ascomycota; Dothideomycetes; Pleosporales; Pleosporaceae. The transcript has 3 exons.
AUGCCAGCAUUACCGGAAACCGACUUGCCUGACGCCGAUAGCGCUGAUCUCGUGCUCUCCCACCCCACAGUAGAAGAAUGCAAUACCAUUUGCAACAACACGGCGAGUAGCUGGGCAGAUUCUCUUCCUCUCCCGGUGUACAUGGAAGAGUCGUUGUUUCUCACCACGGUUCCUCUAGCGCGCGACGGGGGCGUGACUCCAUGGAUCCUCGUGCAUAAAGAUGAAUUGCCAAACCAGCGCCACAUUCUGUGCUCAUGCGAGUCCUACAUCAAGCGUACCCUUACCAGCGACUCCAAGGGCACUAUCAGCGAUAAUAUUAUUAUUGUUCCAUUAGAGUCUAGUGAGCUCGAGGCUAUCGAUAAUAUUGUGCAUGGCAUUGCCAGCGUCUUUUGUGCUCCACCCUAUCGAGGUCGACGGUACGCACCGCGCAUGAUGCGCGAAGUAGCCACGAAACUACGUACAUGGCAAACAAACAAGCUGCCCUGCGUAGGCACAACCUUGUACUCUGACAUAGGAAAAGAGUACUACGCCAAACUAGGCUGGCGAGUCGCCGCCACAAACUCACAUGUCGAGCUCCAACCCGCAGCCAUCGCGUGGCCCGCCGGCGUCCACCCAAUCGCCGAGCACGACAUCGAAGACCUGUGUCAGCGCGACGAAGCCCGGAUACGCGCGCACAUGGCUGUUCCUGCUGCAGGGCCCAAAACCCGGUUUACCAUCCUACCGGAUUCCAAGCACAUGGGCUGGCACCUGGGCAAAGAAACCUUCACUACCAAGCACCUGUUUGGCAAAGUACCAACAGCCAAAGGCGCCAUUAUCGGUGCACCAGGCACCCAGAUCUGCGUCUUCAACAACGUCCUCUAUAUCCUGCGUCUCGUCAUUGAACGCGAUCAAACUGCCACCCGGCUUCCGUCUGACGCCGCGAAAAGGCCGUCUGAAGACGUGUGCGAACAGCAAACUGCGUAUCUCAAGGCGGUCUUGCAGGCGGCUCAGGCAGAGGCUAGCGAGUGGCGUCUGGAUUCGAUCCAGAUGUGGGAUCCGACGCCUUUGGCGGUGGAUUUAUUGGGUAAGACGGGGGUGGAGUAUCGUCUUGUGCAGAGAGAGACGACGAGUAUCGCCAGCUUGAUGUGGUAUGCUGACGGUGGGGACAUGCCGUUGUGGUUGAAUAACGAGCAUUAUGCGUGGCAGUGA